AAAUCACAACCACCAUCUCGUGCAAUGUUCAAUCUUUAGCUUCAUUUUCAUUAACUAAAAGAAGAAACUCUCACUUCAUAAAACUCUAAUCUUCCAAUUUUGCAUUUCCAUAACUAUGAUUAUGACAACAUAUAGCUUAUAGCUUCCUUCCAAGUUCCACCAUACUUUUACACAAUGGAUUUAUGUGAAACUUGGUUGGUUAUGCAUUUAAUGCACUUAAUGGGUUUGUUCAGUUUUUGGAUUUCAUUCAGAAAGUUCACUACUUUAUUCACAAGAGUUUUUGGUUUUCUUCACAAAAUUAUGAAGGGUAAUUGCAAUGCUUGGAUCUUAGUUUCUUUCAAUGUGUUACUCACAACUGGGUCUUUGAUAUCUUUCACAUUAGUCCUUUCAUUGGUUUAUUCAUAUGCAUUUUCAUCUCCUAAUUCAGUGAUUAAGAGUUAUGAUGAGAUUAAUGGUGAAACUAAUAGUUCUCAAUUACAAGUUCAGAGCUAUGUUUCUAGGGAUGCAUGCAAUGUGUUUGAUGGAAGGUGGAUUCAAGAUGAUAGUUAUAAUAAUUAUAGUUACCCUUUAUAUGAUGCUUCUCAAUGUCCAUUCGCAGAAAAAGGUUUUAAUUGUUUUGCGAAUGGGCGAAAAGAUAUAGGUUAUACAAAAUGGAGAUGGAAGCCUAAUGAUUGUGAUAUUCCAAGGUUUGAUGCGCGUAGAAUACUCGAACAACUUCGUGGGAAAAGAGUUGUUUUUGUUGGUGAUUCAUUGAGUAGGACUCAAUGGGAGUCUUUGAUAUGUAUGCUAAUGACAGGAGUUGAGAAUAAGAAGAGUGUUUAUGAAGUCAAAGGCAAUAAGAUUACCAAACAGAUUAGGUUUCUAGGUGUGAGGUUUAGUACUUUUGAUGUUAGAAUUGAUUUUUAUCGUUCUGUUUUUUUGGUGAAGCCUGGUCCGGUGCCUAAAUUUGUGCCGAAAAGGGUUAAGACAACACUGAGAUUGGACAAGAUUGAUGAUAUUAGCCAUGAAUGGAUUGAUUCUGAUGUUCUUAUAUUCAAUUCAGGUCACUGGUGGACACGGAGUAAGCUUUUCGAUAUGGGCUGGUAUUUUCAGGUUGGUAACUCAGUGAAGCUUGGAUUGCCAAUUAAUUCAGCUUUCAAAACAACUUUGCUCACCUGGUCAUCUUGGGUAGAGAAAAAAAUUAACACAAACAGGACGACAGUUUUCUUCCGUACUUUCGAAUCAUCACACUGGAGUGGACAUAACCAUAAUACUUGCAAAGUGACUAAAAGGCCUUGGAAGAAAACAAAUGGCAAAGACCGAAGCCCGGUUUCGGAUAUGAUCAAUAGAGUUGUCAAAAAUAUGAGUGUUCCUGUGACGGUUCUGAACGUGACACCGAUGGAUGCUUAUAGGAGUGACGGCCAUGUAGGGACUUGGAGCGACAAUCCAUCUAUACCUGAUUGCAGUCAUUGGUGUUUACCUGGUGUUCCUGAUAUGUGGAAUGAAAUUCUCUUCUCAUAUUUGCUACAAAAAGAUGAAGCAAGUUAACAUCAAAACUAGUAACAUAUUAUGUUAUGUUAUGUUUUUGGCACACAUUAUACUUUUCCAACACUUUAAUGCUCCCAACUUAGGUCACAAGCAAGCGUUACCAAGCUCGGCAUUAUGUUAUGUUAUGUUAGUUAGUGUUUGUAUUAUUAACUGUCUAUAUGUAAUU
This is a messenger RNA of Trifolium pratense (red clover), 1693 nucleotides long. RefSeq names its product protein trichome berefringence-like 7. NCBI's taxonomy places the organism in Eukaryota, Viridiplantae, Streptophyta, Magnoliopsida, Fabales, Fabaceae. Gene Ontology annotation, cellular component: Golgi apparatus. The coding region runs from base 175 to 1527 and encodes 450 amino acids. The record is from RefSeq and is a predicted model, not a curated record. Gene Ontology annotation, molecular function: O-acetyltransferase activity. The transcript has 3 exons.